ACAGCACCUGGUGAACUUUUCAGAUCACUUGUGUUUGUGAAGCCAUGAUGAUGAAGUGGACUGUCUUUUGCGUUGUGGCGCUGGCUUUGCUUGGCAGCUUCUGUGAUGCUCAGGGGUACGCAAAACCUGGUAAGCCAUCAAAACCCCAAUCACCACCUACGCAAAACCAACAGCAAUUGCAGACAUUUGAGAAAGAGCUCACCUGGAGGUACCCCGACGAUCCCCAGCCAGACCCCAAGCCUAAUGUGCCAUUUGAGUUGAGAUACCCUGUUCCUGCUGCAACCGUUGCUGUUGAGUGCAGAGAGAGCAUAGCUCACGUGGAGGUCAAGAAAGACAUGUUUGGCACCGGCCAGCCGAUCAAUCCAAAUGACCUCACCCUGGGUAACUGUGCGCCUGUUGGAGAGGAUAGUGCCGCUCAAGUGUUGAUUUAUGAAGCUGAACUGCAUCAAUGCGGAAGCCAGCUGAUGAUGACAAAUGAUGCUCUCGUCUACACCUUCGUUUUGAACUAUAACCCUACGCCUUUGGGAUCGGUUCCUGUUGUGAGAACCUCCCAAGCUGCUGUGAUCGUGGAAUGCCACUACCCAAGGAAGCACAAUGUGAGCAGCCUUCCUCUGGAUCCCCUUUGGGUCCCAUUCUCUGCAGUUAAGAUGGCUGAGGAGUUCCUGUACUUCACUAUGAAACUCAUGACUGAUGACUGGAUGUACGAGAGGCCAAGCUACCAGUAUUUCCUGGGAGACCUGAUCCGUAUAGAGGUUACUGUCAAGCAAUACUUCCAUGUACCCCUGCGUGUUUACGUGGACAGAUGUGUGGCAACCCUCUCUCCCGAUGUAACCUCAAGCCCCAACUAUGCCUUCAUUGAUAACUUUGGGUGUUUGAUUGACGCCAGAAUCACAGGCUCUGACUCAAAGUUCAUGGCUCGCACCCAAGAGAACCACCUUCAGUUCCAGUUGGAGGCCUUCAGGUUCCAGAAUUCUGACAGUGGAGUGAUCUACAUCACCUGCUACUUGAAGGCAACGUCUACUAGCCAGGCCAUAGACAGCCAGCACAGAGCUUGUUCCUACACUGGCGGAUGGAGGGAGGCCAGUGGAGUUGAUGGAGCUUGUGGUUCUUGUGAGACCAACGUGACGCCGUACACCGCUCCAGCAGUUACAUUCGCUUCACCACCUGUCGUUGUUACUGAUGGUGGUGGAGUAACGCUUCCAGCUCCAGGCAGUCCAAAAGUCCCUUAUAAUCCGAGGAAAGUCCGUGACGUCACCCAAGCCGAAAUUUUGGAAUGGGAAGGCGUUGUCUCUCUGGGCCCCAUCCCCAUCAUGGAGAAGAAACUCUGAAAAACAGAAGUGUAACAUGAUAUUCCGCUGUAGCCAUGAACACCAUAAUAAAAAGUAUCAUUGGUUCA
Messenger RNA from Fundulus heteroclitus (mummichog), 1396 nucleotides. RefSeq names its product zona pellucida sperm-binding protein 3-like. The record is from RefSeq and is marked provisional. Gene Ontology annotation, molecular function: acrosin binding. Gene Ontology annotation, biological process: egg coat formation; binding of sperm to zona pellucida; positive regulation of acrosome reaction. NCBI's taxonomy places the organism in Eukaryota, Metazoa, Chordata, Actinopteri, Cyprinodontiformes, Fundulidae. Gene Ontology annotation, cellular component: extracellular matrix.